This is a messenger RNA of Condylostylus longicornis, 2782 nucleotides long. RefSeq names its product dymeclin. The transcript has 6 exons. The record is from RefSeq and is a predicted model, not a curated record. Gene Ontology annotation, biological process: Golgi organization. NCBI's taxonomy places the organism in Eukaryota, Metazoa, Arthropoda, Insecta, Diptera, Dolichopodidae. Gene Ontology annotation, cellular component: Golgi apparatus. Bases 155 to 2245 code for a protein of 696 amino acids.
AAAAAAAGCGAUUGAGUUGUCACUUUAUCUUUUCGUCAAGAAUAAAAUAAAAAUAAAUUUAAACAAAGUUAAUGUAAAGGCAAAACAUUAUGAAUUUUUAAAAAUUAACAUUACAAUUGUGAUAAGUAAAGAAGCAUUUUUUUAGUAAUUUAAAAUGGGUAUAAGUGUAAGUAGAACAGAUGAUUUAUCUGAAAAUGAUUUUUUGAAAAAAUUUGUUGGAAAAGAUCAUAUACCACCAAAUAAUCAUGAAUUUUGGAAUAAUUUGCUGCAAUAUCACAUUAAUAAACCAGCAAACAGUGAGGAACAACUAACACUGGAUUCACGACUGGAAAGCCUAUGCCAACUGUUCAUUGUCAAUAAUUUAAAAACUGGGAACCUAGGGUCCUUGAUAACCAUUUUACUAAGCAAAGUAAAUGACUUAUUAUCUUUGUCAGAUCAGGAAAGUUCUAUUCAUGUAUGGCAAGCAUAUAAUGCAAUUUUCAUAAUAAGAUGUUUAAUUAAAUAUUUAAUUGAAACUGGAUCGGAAUAUCAAUUACUGCAACAUUUUGAGGCUUUACCUAAUUUGAAAGAUAUUAAAAUUCUUGAAAAAGAUUCUGAAAAUACGUCAAUUUCUAUUCCGGAUCAAACUCAAACAAACAAUUUGCACGAUGAGCAGCAACAAACUCAGGUUUUUGUUGACGGCACCAAAUUCGAAGCUUUUUUUGAAGCUAUUGUAAAUUUAAUAGUCACCAUACCAGUAAAGGAGUUCACCUAUCAUCUUCACCUUGAAUGUGUAAACACAAUCAUAACUUUACUUUCCGUUCAUUUGUUUUCCAAUCCACCUACCAAUAUAUCCAUAAUAUUUAAAAGGAUUUAUAAAUGUUUAAAUGCAAACGUUUUAAUGAGUGCUUUACUGCACUUUGUCUCUCGUAUGGUUGAAGUACCCCAAGCGUCUUUUGGAGUAUCCACUGGAAGUUCUUUUGUUUUUGGUAUUGCCGAAUCGUUAUUAUCAAUAUUUACUUUUCGUAAAAAUCAGGACACGUUGGCAGCAGCUACAAAUAGCACUGAACUAUCACAACAAUUUAGAGAUCAUUAUCCUUUGGCAAAUCAAAGUCUUUUGCUCAUUCUUAUUUUAACAAAUCAUUGCACGACGAAAGACAACCAAUAUCGUGCCAGUAUUUUCGGGUGUUGCGAUUCGAAAGAUUCACCAAAAGAAGGAGCAACUUUCAAAAUUGACUUUACAGCAUUAUAUAACACACUAUGCCGAAUUGUUACAAUUGAUCAAGCUACGCUAUUAUUAUAUUUACUUUUACACCGAAAUCAAAAGUUUUAUAGAUUUGUAAUGUCUCAACAUAAUCUACAGCAGUUGGUUAUACCAAUAUUGCAAACGUUAUAUAAUGCACCAGACAGUACAUCACAUCAUAUAUACAUGUCUUUGAUUGUUUUAUUGAUUUUAAGUGAAGACGAUGGAUUCAACAAAAAUAUCCAUCAAAUUAUAUUAAAAAAUAUAACAUGGUAUACAGAGAGAACUAUUUCUGAACUAACUCUUGGGGGUCUUUUAAUUUUAGUAGUUAUACGAACUAUACAAUAUAAUAUGCUGAAAAUGAGAGAUAAAUAUUUACAUACUAAUUGUUUAGCAGCGCUUGCGAAUAUGUCUGGGCAAUUUCGUUCUCUACAUCCAUAUGUAGCACAACGUUUGGUUAGUUUAUUUGAGACUUUAGCAAAAAAACACGCGAGACUGGACGCCCAGUUACAAGAACCAGCCAACGGCUCAGUUGCCGUUAAUGUUAACAAUACACCAGAUGAUAUGUUACAAGAUUUAAAUGUACUGGAAGAAGUGUUGCGAAUGGUUUUAGAAAUAAUCAACUCUUGUCUUUCGAAUCAAUUAGUUUAUUGCCCAAAUUUAGUUUACACAUUAUUAUAUAAAAGACAAGUAUUUGAAAAUUUUAGAAGUCAUCAUGCUUUUCAAGAUAUUAUACAAAAUAUUGAUAUGGUAGUGGGUUUUUUUUCAUCUCGUCUGCAACGUGUGCAGGAACAACGAGGCGAAUUGGGUGUUAAUGAAGUAUUGGAAGUGAUAUCAAAAGGUGCUAGCCAAUGGUCCAGUGAUCGUCUAAGAAAAUUUCCUGAUCUUAAAUUCAAGUACGUUGAAGAAGAUGCUCCAGAAGAAUUUUUUAUACCUUAUGUUUGGACAUUAGUAUGCAAAUAUGGAUGCGUUCAUUUUAAUUCAGAAAAUAUCAAAUGCGUAACAACAGAAAUAAACUGCUAAUAAAUGAGUUUGUAAUUAAAAAUUUCAAGUUUUGAUAUUAGUAUGUACUUCUUUUUUUGUUAGUUUUGCUGUCUUAACCUUUUUAUUUAAAACCUAUUAAAUAAGAACGAUAAAAAUAUUUUUACAAAUUAUAAUAUAUUCUUAUAACAUUUAAAAUAUUUAAUUUGCUGAAAUAAUGUAAAAAAACAAGUAUGUAACUGAAAUUAAACAAAAUUUCCCGAAAUUUAUAUUGACUUUAUUUUCGCCUUCAAUAUAAAUUUUAAUAUACUAUAUACUACAAAUUUAAACAUAAUUUCUUUAGAUAACCAUUUUAAACACGUAUUUUUAUUUUAAGUAAAUACUUUUUGAUUAAUAAUCAAUCUCUUAUUUAAAAAAACUGGCAACUUCCUAAAAUUAAAAUAAAAAAAUAAAGCAAGCAUUUUCUGCUUGGAAAAGUACUGGAAGUAUAUACAGUGGAAUAUGUUAUUUUUAAAGCUUAAAUACAAUAAAAAUUUCAUUAGAUAAAUUUUUUAAUCAUGGAACAAUUGCAAUACGGAA